AUGGCCACAAAUGAGACUCUUGCUUCUAGUCUCAGCUUCAUGACUGAUGCCGCUCAUCUCAUUGCACAAACGGCUCCAGAGACUUCGGCAUAUCUCAUGAGCCAGCGCAACGGCCUCAUGUUCCACAGCGACCUCCAGCAAACAGAUGCGCAACGACAGCGGGUCUGCGGCUCGUGUGGCCAUAUAAUGGUCUUGGGAUCGGGUGACCUUUUGAAGGUGGAAAGUGAUAAGACACUUCGUGCAAAGCGUAGUCGUCGCAGACGAGAGGACAAACCACCCAGCUCUUCCGAAGGCACAAAACACAAGAUUUUGACAUGUGCGAAUUGUGGCAGCUAUACCGAUAUCAACGUGCCAGCUGCUCCCAGCCUCUUGCGAAAUCGCAUCAAGCUGAGACAGGCGGCAAGAAAGAAGACAGAGCCACCAAAGAGAGAAAAUCUGCCAGUCACCCAUUUUCCACCGCCAGUUAUUACGGAACCUACCAGCAACGCGGUAUCGGCAAACGCAAGCAGCAAAAAGAGAGCAAAGAAUCGAAAGCAAGGACUGCAAGCGCUUCUUCAACAGUCGCAGUCGUCGUCCGCCAAGAGUGGGUUUGGUUUGAGCUUGACAGAUUUCAUGAAGAAAUAA
Messenger RNA from Pestalotiopsis fici W106-1, 624 nucleotides. RefSeq lists its product as uncharacterized. Bases 1 to 624 code for a protein of 207 amino acids. The record is from RefSeq and is a predicted model, not a curated record. NCBI's taxonomy places the organism in Eukaryota, Fungi, Ascomycota, Sordariomycetes, Amphisphaeriales, Sporocadaceae. Gene Ontology annotation, biological process: tRNA processing. Gene Ontology annotation, cellular component: nucleolar ribonuclease P complex. The transcript has a single exon.